AUGUCCGGCAGAUGCUCCAGAUCACAGUCAUAUUCGGCUGCGAGCGGGCGCGAGGAGACCCCGCUCGUCAUGUUCGGGGAGGGCUCCAGGUCACGGUCGUUUUCAGCCUUGAGCAGGUGCGAGGGAUCCCCGCGCGCUGUGCCCGGCGAUGGCUCUAGAUCGCGGUCGUCCUCGGCCUCCAGCAGGCGUGAGGAAUCCCUGCCGACCAUCUCUGGAAAAGCCUCCAGAUCCCGGUCGCCGUCGGCCUCGAGUGGGCGCAAGGAGCUGUCUCCCGCCGUGCCCAGCAGAGGUUCCAGAUCACCAUCAUCCUCGGCCUCAAGCGAGCGUGAGGAAUCCCUGCCCAACCACCACGCCAUCCGCUUCACAAUCUCAUUGCCCCGCAUCGUCGAGAAGGGCGCGGACGAGACAUCCGAGCCACGAGACCAAGACGCAGAAGAAGGGAAAGGGCGAGUGCGACGACGACAUGAACGACGAGGACACGACGACCAAGACCUGACCCUUUGCUUCCACGGCGACUGGGUGCCCACGAUAGGCACCCUCGAGCUGCACUUCUCCUCCGAGGGCAUCCAGACGUCUCUCGAGGGCCCGCAACCGCGACCGCACGAGGAAGACGCGCGCGUGCUGACGCUCGAGUGCAACCGAAUCGCUUUUCCGACCUCCUCCUCCUCCUCGCCCUUCCGAUUAUGGUGCCGAUCAUUGUGCAUAUGGGCAGUCGUCGGCGCGGGUCUCUACAUCGCCGCCAGGAUACUCGUCAUGAUCUCCGUCGAGACACACAUAUACUUGGACCGGUCGGCGCUGCGGUCGAUGGAGCAGCGGUGGAGGGAGAUCCCCCUCUCGGCGGAGCUGGGGCGCGUCGCACUCCUGUAUGGCGAUGCGGCGUCGUCUCUCGUCGAGCUGGCCAAGUCCGCCGAGUCGCUGCUCUCCAAUCUUGGGGGGAACAUUGUGCCUCUGUGCCGUCACGCCGACAUCCUCACGCACAGCAUCAAGGUUGUGUGCGACGAGUACGACGUCGUGCUGAAUGACGCCGUCGGAACUCACGCCGCAUUGAAGAUCCAGGCGUCUUCGUGGAACGUGGCCGGCGCCAUGAACGGCUCGCGGAUGGAGGGGCUGCUCUCCUGCUGGAACGGAAUCGACCGGGAGUACAUCGACGAUGACGACGUCAAUGACGAUAAUGGGGAUGGACACGCGACGGGCGCCGUGUUUUCGUGCGUCGCGGAGCUUCUGCGGCGGUGGGAAACGGACAGCACCGGACUGCUGUCCCCAGCAGCGGAAGAAGCGGGCAGGCUGGAGGGUCAACUGCGCGAGAUGGGGGCGCGGCAGGACUGGAUCGUCGACCCGUUCGAGGAGCUCCUCCGUCAACAGGACCUCCGGUCGGCUUCAAGCUCGAGUGCGACGGCGAGAGCGGGGAUGAGGAAGGUUGCUGUGCCCCCGAUCGUGGCGGCGCGGGUCUCUGCCAUGAGGAACGAGACGGAUGCGGAGUUUGCCAGGCUGAUGGGGAGGAUCGUCCAGUGGCAGGAGGCGAUGGUAGCAGCCGGGGUGGAACGGGCUUUGCUGGAGGCAAGACUCUCGAUUCCGGGCCGCAAGGAGUGGGUCACAUGGCACUGGGGCCGCGCCGUGCUGUGGAGAUUCCCGGCCAUGGACCGGAUGGUGUCGGACCUGGAGGGAACGAUCAAGGCGCUGCAGAGGGGGAAAGCCUCGGGCAAUCGUUCAGAACAUGAGGCGUAG
Colletotrichum gloeosporioides is the source of this 1725-nucleotide messenger RNA. RefSeq lists its product as uncharacterized. The coding region runs from base 1 to 1725 and encodes 574 amino acids. NCBI's taxonomy places the organism in Eukaryota, Fungi, Ascomycota, Sordariomycetes, Glomerellales, Glomerellaceae. The transcript has a single exon. The record is from RefSeq and is a predicted model, not a curated record.